Messenger RNA from Drosophila gunungcola (fruit fly), 1298 nucleotides. Its product is annotated as brachyurin. Gene Ontology annotation, molecular function: serine-type endopeptidase activity. Bases 267 to 1082 code for a protein of 271 amino acids. Gene Ontology annotation, biological process: proteolysis. The transcript has 3 exons. The record is from RefSeq and is a predicted model, not a curated record. NCBI's taxonomy places the organism in Eukaryota, Metazoa, Arthropoda, Insecta, Diptera, Drosophilidae.
CUUUUUAAAGACCUAUUUUAGAGUGAACAAAAUCCGGAACAGAUUUUCUUUCGUGAAGUGCUCCUACCGGUGCCACAUGAUAAAUCAAAUCAAUACAUAUGUAUUUAAAAUUAGUUCGGUAAUCAAGUGGCGUUUUGAUCAGUCCGAAAUGAUUGCCCAUAAUCAGGCAUUCGUACGUCUUCAAGAUUAAUUCAUUGAUGGGGCCAUAAAUCCACAUUCAGGUGGGAGGACUGCGUCAGUGGCGCAACUAGUGGAGUACGAAAAACAUGCAAAUCAGAUCGGUUUUGGUUUCUCUGCUGAUCGUUAUUCAGGGAAGGUCGAUUGCCAGCCUGGAUUUGGGUCAUGCCGUCGAUGGGCGCAUUGCUGGCGGGGAUCUGGCCGUAGUCAAUCAGUUCCCCUAUCAAGUGGGCCUUAGUAUUGAGGAACCCAACGACUUGUUUAGCUGGUGUGGAGCUAGUUUGAUCUCCGACCGAUAUCUGCUAACGGCGGCACACUGCGUUGAGAAAGCUGUCGCUAUAACCUACUACUUGGGUGGAGUGCAGCGACUAGAGCCUCGACAACUCAUCCGAACAACUAAUCCCGAAGUGAACCUGCACCCUGGUUGGAAUUGCGAAACCCUGGAGAACGACAUCGCUGUGCUGCGAUUACCGGAGGAUGCUACUUUCUGCGACUCCAUAAGACCCAUCCGGCUGCCAGGAAUCUCAUCCAGCCAUCUCAGUUACGACUACGUGCCGGCAAUCGCUUCCGGUUGGGGCCGCAUAAAUGAUGAGUCUGCCGUCUUGUCCAAUACCCUGCGCUAUGUGGUUCGCUUUGUGGAAUCCAACGAGGACUGUCGGUUCUCCUACUCCAACAUUCAACAAAGCAACAUCUGCAUGGACACCACCAGCGGCAAGUCCACUUGCCAUGGCGACUCCGGCGGACCGCUGGUCUUCGAGGACCGCACCUUGAACACAGACGUUCUGAUCGGCAUUACUUCGUAUGGCAAAAAGUCUGGCUGCACAAAGGGCUAUCCAUCGGUGUUCACACGCGUCACCGCCUAUCUGGAUUGGAUAGGCGAGGUGAGCGGGGUUGUCUACGCCUAGAGUGGCCCUCGAUGGCUGAUCAAAAAGUGCUGGGCACUGAAAUUAAAUUAAAUGUUGAGCAUUUUAGUUGCGAUUAUUUCAUUUAUGGUGGAAGGUAAGGGCGCCAUGAGAAUGGCACUUAAAAAAGCGACGCAGUUUGAAUUAUGGACUGGGAAAGAAAAGCAAUCUGUUCGUUUGGCUUUGAUAAGAGUUUUAUUUCAGUGGGGUAGCAUACUU